Messenger RNA from Trichoderma aggressivum f. europaeum, 2403 nucleotides. RefSeq lists its product as uncharacterized. Lineage: Eukaryota; Fungi; Ascomycota; Sordariomycetes; Hypocreales; Hypocreaceae. Gene Ontology annotation, molecular function: GTPase activator activity. The record is from RefSeq and is a predicted model, not a curated record. The coding region runs from base 1 to 2403 and encodes 800 amino acids. Gene Ontology annotation, biological process: activation of GTPase activity. The transcript is spliced from 4 exons.
AUGACGUCUGGCCAGGCUUCUCAGGGUGGCUCUGCCCGAACAACCUCACCGACCGGGUCUCUCUACGCCAUGAGCGACGAUGAAGAGGGUGGCUACGAGACCAUCACUCACACGGAAUCCGGGAGAGGAGUGAAGCUGCUGUUUUCCAAGAGCAAGGUCUACGUCCAUCCCACACCAUCUGCAAAAGACAACAUCUGUGGCUAUAUAGCUCUGCUACAGCAGAAGGGACCAAGGCGUGAUCGUCCCUCUACGUCAUCUUCGACAAACAGUAUCGCCUCGUCGGAUCUUCUUCUUGCUUGGGUUCCCGAAGCAUCGCUCGGUGACUCGGCGAGCGUCUAUGUCAAAGUCGACCUCUCCGAUGCCGACUCCCCCCCAAAGCAGUCAUACCUUGUCCCUCCGCCUCCCACCGUGACCUCCCACGGCAGCUCCGUUGGCGGCUACGCAUUUGCCAUCCCCGUCAGCGCCAUAUAUUCUCUCAUGGUCCGGCCACCGAGCCUGGGCUGGUGGUAUGGCUCCAUCAUUAUCAACUCUCGAGGAGGCGACAGCUUUCCUGCUCUGUUCUUCCAUGAUGACGAGUGCCAAAGCACCAUUCUUCAGAAGAAGAAGCUGGCCCGGGACAACUUCGAUCCGUUUGGCGAGAGCGGCCAGAUGUUUUGGGGUGCGGAUGAAGUCCUGCGAUGGCUGAGGAGAUAUAUCAAGAUUGAGAGGUCCGGAGCAGAGCCUAACAUUUAUCUCAUUGAGCCGAGUAAAGAAGACCUGGAAAGCUUUGGCGCCAAAAUGACAACGACAAAAGCACAAGGAAAGGCCAAGGCUGGGAGCUCGAGCAAUAAAGAUGCCCAGAUGGAUCCCUUUAUCAAAUUUGUCAAGGAGACCGGCUGGAGCCUCAUGGAGCAGUUUAGCAAGGUGACCACAUUGACCAGGAGAGCGGCGCAAGAUUUGUCAGAGAAUCCUAACCUGCCUCCUCAAAUGCGACGGCUACUCAGAAAUCCUGAAGUGCAAACACUCCAAGACGAGUUUGACAGCGCAAGGAUCUACCUUGCCAGGUGGGCGAUGGGCAUGGCGGAGCAGAGUGAGCGUGAUCAUCGACAGAGAAUCUGGACUGUUCGAGAUGUUAUGGAGCUUGAAGAUACCGAUGUUGGAGAAUUUGAGCUUCUUGAUGGAUCAAACUCUAUGUCGUUUGAAGACAGGAAACAGCCUCUAUCGAUAGAGGAGUGGGAUGCGUUCUUCGACCCCGAGACUGGACGACUCUCCAUCUCUGUUGAUGAAGUCAAGGAGCGCAUCUUUCACGGUGGCCUAGACGCUGAUGACGGAGUUAGGAAGGAAGCCUGGCUCUUUUUGUUGGGCGUGUACGAGUGGUACAGCACACUUGAUGAAAGAAAGGCGACCAUCGCCUCCCUUAGAGACCAGUACUACAAGCUCAAGCAGUCUUGGUGGAUUCGACUAGAGGGCGAGGGAGGAGAAGGAGAGGACGGCGAAUGGUGGCGUGAACAACGCGGGCGCAUCGAGAAGGAUGUCCAUCGAACUGAUCGAAACGUCGCCAUCUUCCAUGGAGAAGAUACUCCUCAUCCGGAUCCAAACUCACCCUUUGCUGAAGUUGGCACCAAUGUUCACCUAGAGCAGAUGAAGGAGAUGCUUCUGACAUACAACGAGUACAACAAGGAGCUCGGGUAUGUCCAAGGCAUGUCGGAUCUCUUGGCACCAAUCUAUGCCGUGGUUCAAGAUGAUGCCGUGGCCUUUUGGGCGUUUCAGAUGUUCAUGGACCGCAUGGAACGUAAUUUCUUGCGAGACCAGUCAGGCAUGAGAGGCCAGCUGCUGGCCCUGGACCAACUUGUUCACUUCAUGGACCCUAAGCUCUGGGAUCACCUGCAAAAGACCGACAGCACCAACUUCUUCUUCUUCUUCCGCAUGAUACUGGUGUGGUACAAGCGAGAGUUUGAGUGGCUGGAUGUGCUUAAGCUUUGGGAGUGCCUGUGGACGGAUUAUUACACCUCAAGCUUCCACCUCUUCAUUGCCUUGGCUAUCCUCGAAAAGCACAGGGAUGUUAUCAUGACCCAUCUACAGGCGUUUGAUGAAGUUCUUAAAUAUGUGAACGAGCUGUCCGGUACUAUUGACCUUGAGUCGACCCUGAUUCGCGCAGAGGUUCUUUUCCGCCGGUUCCAGCGACUGGUUGAGGCAGUCGACAAGAAACACAACUUUCCGCCUCCUAGAACAGAAAGCCCAGGUCAAUCAAGCGCCAACACAGCUAAACAGCCUCCCUCAAAGGGCAAGGCUAAUAUAGCGCCGUCAAAGCAGGAUAAGGUGAUCACUCCCGAGCUGCGGAAGCUGCUUAGCCGAAAAAUCGAUUUCUUGGAGAAAAAGCCCAAGGCGGCUGUGCAGGCUGAUGGAUCGGCCGAUUCGAAAUGA